CGUUUUGGUGCACCAAAAAAAUUCAACACAACACGCUUUGUGCCUUCUAUAAAGUCAAUUUCCACUUCUCUGAUUCUUCUUCUUAUUCACAUAUUCAAUUAAGAUGGGAGAUUAUGAUGAAGAUGGAUGCCAAUGCCGGCCAUUGGGUUUCUUGAUCGGAUUACCCUUUGCUCUAUUGGCCUUGGUUUUGUCUGUUCUUGGUGCGAUUAUCUGGGUUCUUGGAACAAUACUGAGUUGUUUGUGCCCAUGCUGCAUCUGCUGCACCGGAUUGGCCAAUUUGGCAGUGAGUCUUGUGAAGCUUCCGGUUCGAAUUAUUAGGUGGUUCAUUCACCAAAUUCCUUGUUAGUGAUAGUUUAGCUGUUCCUAGUCAUUCUUUGAUGCUUCAUUCAUUCACCAAAUUCCUUAUUGUUAAUUACUUAGGCUCAUUACUAUGUAGUCAUUACUAAAACUUUGAUCCUUUUCAUCAUUGGAUUCUUUAUUGUUUUGUAAUAGAAGGCAGUUUCAGACUUUCCUGCUUCAUAUUUGAUAUCAUUCUUUUUCUUUUCUGUGA
This is a messenger RNA of Arachis duranensis, 550 nucleotides long. Its product is annotated as signaling peptide TAXIMIN 2. The coding region runs from base 104 to 346 and encodes 80 amino acids. Lineage: Eukaryota; Viridiplantae; Streptophyta; Magnoliopsida; Fabales; Fabaceae. The transcript has 2 exons. The record is from RefSeq and is a predicted model, not a curated record.